AUAACUAAUGUUUAACCGAAUACAUAUAAAAUAAUAACGAAAACAUAAAUACUUACAUAAAUAUUGAAAAUUCCAUAAAAUUGAAUUGGCAAAAGACUGUAACGAAGCUGCGGCUUAUGUGGCAUAUGUUUGGUCAGUGUGUUCAGCAAAAGUGAAGGAUUUUUGUUUCGUAGACAUCAAGGAUAUACAGGAAGCAACAUGCCGAGCUCCAGGCGCGCCAUCUUGGGACAUAUUUUGUCUGGACUAUGCACCAAAAUGAAUCGCACCAAGCCGGUGCCCGCUGAUGUGAUGGAGACACCGCUCAAGCGUUGCUUAAACACCUUUGACAUAGCACUGCUGGGCAUUGGUCACAUGGUUGGUGCCGGCAUUUACGUUUUAACUGGCACGGUGGCCAAGGAGAUGGCCGGACCAGGCAUCAUUUUGUCGUUUGUGCUCGCGGGUUUCGUUUCCAUGCUGGCGGCGCUCUGCUAUGCGGAGUUUGGAACACGCGUGCCGAAAGCUGGAUCAGCCUAUGUGUAUACCUACAUAUCGAUUGGUGAGUUUUGGGCAUUUGUCAUUGGAUGGAACAUACUGCUGGAGCAUAUGCUAGGUGCUGCCUCCGUGGCACGCGCUUGGAGCGGCUAUGUGGACUCUAUGCUGGGCGGCUGGAUAGCCAACACUACGCUCGCGUUGAUGGGCGACAUACAGGAGCCUGGCCUUGCUCAUUAUCCGGAUGUGCUGGCAUUUUUGGUCUGCAUCGUCUAUGCAGCUGCAUUGGGCAGCGGAGUCAAGGCUACGGCCGUAUUUAACAGUAUUCUUACCCUAGUUAACAUUGGCGUCAUGCUGGUGGUCAUUAGCGUGGGCUUUUGGUAUGCCGACAUCAAUAACUGGUCCGAAGCUCAAGGUGGAUUUUUGCCAUAUGGCGUCGGCGGUGUCAUUGCAGGCGCCGCCACUUGUUUCUACGCCUUUGUAGGCUUUGAUUCUAUUGCCACAUCUGGCGAGGAAGCUAAGAAUCCCUCCGUCUCCAUACCCAUUGCCACUGUGCUGUCCCUCUGCGUUGUCACCGUGGGUUAUAUACUAGUCAGCGCUGCCCUUACGCUUAUGAUUCCCAUUAGCGAAAUUAAUCCCGCCGCCUCCUUGCCAGAGGCUUUUGGUCAGCUUCAGCUGCCGUGGGCCAAGUACAUCAUUUCCAUAGGCGCUCUUUGUGGCAUGACGACCACAUUGCUGGGAUCUCUGUACGCUCUGCCUCGUUGCAUGUACGCCAUGGCCUCAGACGGAUUGCUCUUUAGCUGCUUUGGUCGCAUCAAUGCUAGCACUCAGGUGCCCCUUUUAAAUUUGAUUGUCUCUGGACUGUUGAGCGCCAUUCUGGCACUAGUCUUUGAUUUGGCUAAACUGGUAGAGUUCAUGUCUAUUGGCACAUUGCUGGCCUAUACCAUUGUGUCUGCUAGCGUUAUUAUACUGCGCUACCGCCCUUUGGCGCAUGUCGGCACUCCCAAUCCUGUUUAUGCACCAGACACGCCAGACGAUGAGCAUGAAGAGGAUCUCGAUUCGCAGUCAAGCAUUGACACAGCUUCGCCUACUAGCGAUCUUAUCGAGGGCGCUCUUGCCGGACGCCUCAAGCCUCAAUUUCGUUGGCUAGAGCCACUGCUCGGACGCUUUGCGCCUGGCUCCGUAGUCUCGGUGGCAGUGCUAAUUUUCGUAGUAUUGAGCUUUGCCAUCUGCUUGGAGCUUAAGGUUAGUUGGACGGAACUAUAUACUGGAACUUGGUGGGCCUUGCUAGUUUACGGUUUCAUAAUUUUUUCGGCUUGCACCUGUGUUGUCGUCAUUGCUGUACACAAUCAGAACACGCGCGGCUUGAACUUUAAGGUGCCGCUCGUGCCGUUUGUGCCCGCCUUGGGUAUAUUUUUCAACAUCAUGCUGAUGGUACAUCUGGAUGCUGUGACCUGGGUGCGCUUUUUUGUAUGGGUAACGAUUGGCAUGGUGGUGUACUUUCUAUAUGGAAUUCGUCAUAGCAAGGAGGGUGAGUUCUGUUCCUCCUACUCCAUUCUGAUGACCUCCUCCGAGGCGGGUAAAUUAAAUUGGGGCUCCUUCAAAGCAUCUAGAUCCACUGGCAAGCACACUGUGCUUGAGCGUUUCAUGGGUCGCAGCAAGCGAGAAGAUAAGAAGCCUAUUGUUGAGGAGGAAUACGAUGAUAAUACUGAGAGCCAUUGUGUCCAUUAAACUCAAUACAUACCAAAACCAAGCCCAUAAUUAUCUGUAUUUAACAAAGCACAACGGUCUGUGAAGAAACAUCCUUGAUUUGAUCAACUGUUAUCACAAAAAAAAUAUAUUACAUAUAUUCAAACUGUCGGAGAAACACAAAUAAUAUUAUAUUAUGUAUUUACAAGUAUAUGAUUAGCCCAUACAUUGUCAAUAUCUACUUAUUGUACACAAAUAUUAGUAUGCUACAAUGCGUAUUUGUUAAGUGUGUGUGCGUUUAGUCAAAUUUUACAAUUUCUCAAACUAAUAUUCCUAUUACAAUUGUUAAAAAUGUACACUCCCCUACGAAAACAACUAAACGUUACACACACUACUAUAUUAUUGCUAACAUCAAACACUACAUAAUAAUUGUUUAUGUUAUCUGUG
Molecule: messenger RNA, 2604 nt
Organism: Drosophila busckii
Lineage: Eukaryota; Metazoa; Arthropoda; Insecta; Diptera; Drosophilidae
Product: cationic amino acid transporter 4
Exons: 2
Coding region: 199-2199 (666 amino acids)
Biological process (GO): amino acid transport; transmembrane transport
Cellular component (GO): plasma membrane
Molecular function (GO): amino acid transmembrane transporter activity
Source: RefSeq, a predicted model, not a curated record